AUGGAGGAGGAAGAAGAAUUAGGUGAAUUCGAUAAGUACCUAACCCCAAAAUCUUCAUCCGUCUUCGAAGAUACCACGAGAGCGUUGACUCAAGCGGAAGCCGGAGAGUGUCUCCACACGCUGGGAAAAUGUGAUUCCGGCCUCGGUUACGCUUACCUAGGUCUGAACGCGUCGAAUAAAGGCCUGACUGACAUCAAGAUUAUACCAUCGUUUAAAUACGUGCUUUACGUGGAUGUUUCCGGAAAUAGAUUAACAACCGAUGCUCUUCAGGUCCUUUCGACGAUGAAAUAUCUUUUAAUGCUUCAGGCUGACAGGAAUCAGGUGACUUCCGGCAACCUGGAUCCUAUGCCUUAUCUCCAGGUCCUCACGUUGAAUAAAAAUAAAUUAAAAAGCACAACGGGCAUUUCUCAUAAGCUUCUGGAGUGUCUGGAGUUGAACCAUAACAAUAUCGAAGAAGUAACUAUGAAUCCCUACGAUCUAGAGAAUUUGAAGACCCUUGAACUGCGUGGUAAUAUUCUGGUAACUACGAAUGGGAUAUUUUUCCCGGAGUUGGUACGACUGUAUCUCGCGGAGAAUCAAAUAGAAAGAAUAGAAGGCUUGGAGAUAUUAGUUAACUUGAAAAUUUUACAUCUGAGAAGUAACAAAAUAUCGAAUCUGGACGGAUUCGACUCACGUUGUGUUAAGCUUAGUUAUUUGAAUCUACGUAACAAUGAAAUCGCAAAAAUUGAUGAACUGGAGAAAUUAAAUUGUUUGCCAGCGUUGGAGACUCUAAUUAUUUUGGAAAAUCCUGCAGUGGCUGAGGGAGAAGUGGAGGAAGAGGUUAUAUAUAGGCGGAUUAUUCUGGCUAUAUUACCUAACCUGAAACGGAUCGAUAAAAAUCUAGUGCUUUACGAUGAGAGGAAAGAGGCUGCAGAAUUUCGAAGGCGAAUGGAUACGAUUCGCUGA
Eufriesea mexicana is the source of this 945-nucleotide messenger RNA. Its product is annotated as leucine-rich repeat-containing protein 23. Lineage: Eukaryota; Metazoa; Arthropoda; Insecta; Hymenoptera; Apidae. Bases 1 to 945 code for a protein of 314 amino acids. The record is from RefSeq and is a predicted model, not a curated record. The transcript is spliced from 2 exons. Gene Ontology annotation, molecular function: protein binding.